Molecule: messenger RNA, 2622 nt
Organism: Saccostrea cuccullata (small rock oyster)
Lineage: Eukaryota; Metazoa; Mollusca; Bivalvia; Ostreida; Ostreidae
Product: T-box protein 1-like
Exons: 6
Coding region: 801-2573 (590 amino acids)
Biological process (GO): positive regulation of DNA-templated transcription; regulation of transcription by RNA polymerase II; cell fate specification
Cellular component (GO): nucleus
Molecular function (GO): DNA-binding transcription factor activity, RNA polymerase II-specific; RNA polymerase II cis-regulatory region sequence-specific DNA binding
Source: RefSeq, a predicted model, not a curated record
GACUUUUUCUUUUGUUUUUGUAAACAAUUCAUUUACAAAGUAUUUGGGUGCGGGUUUUACCGAAUUGAAAAUCGGUCCUCUUGUAGCUAUACGUUCCUUCUUUCCAUCGCCGUUGUACUGUUGAAGUUCUUUUAUUGCGGGUGGUUUUCAUUCAUGGAAAAAAAUCAUUUAUAUUUCUAGUAUCCCUAAUGAAACUCAAAAUGCCAAAAAAUUGUGACAUCUGCUGAAUGCAAUGUUUCCGACCGAGAAACUCAUUAGAACUGAAUGUUUAUCACAAUUUUUGGGUCCGCCGAUUAAAUUACUGAACAAUGUUCUGCUGAAGUGAAAUGAACGCGUGCGAUUGACUGGCGUGAUCCUUUGACCAAUCGCAGAACGAGCUUGCGUACACUUUUCUGCCUUUCACUGGAAAUAAUCAUAAUUACCUAUAAGUAUCACCGCAGUUCUUUUGUUGUCGUUUCAAAACAUUCCCAGGUAUAUCAGCGGGUAGUCGAAGCAAAACGUUGAUGUAGGUAGCAAAGACUCUUUUUUUAAAAACUGACAGAAAAUCAGGGCCCAGUGAACAACUUGUUGCCUCAUUUGUCAAAGAAGUCGUAAAGAUACGUAAGUGUGGAGAUUCCCAACUUGUGAGAAGCAGUUCAUCCACUGAACCUGUGAUGAGACUAUUGGUGUGAUAACAUAUAUUUACACUUCUUUCAGUGAAGUGCAAACGGUGCAAAUAAGAUAAUUUCUAACCACGCGGUAUUAUUUAGCGCGAAAGAAGGGUAGAAACUGAGAACAGAUAAAACCUGCGUGAUAAAAGGAUGGCGAAUACUGUGAAUUUUAACAGGUACAAUGACCAACAAGGGGACAUAUAUGACGCACAGAGCGAAUCCUGCCACACAUCGGAGUCGCAGUUCCCGAUCCUGUCCACUCUCAAACCGUACUAUUGCCAGGACUAUCUCUCCCAAGACACCGUCCAAGAAUCCACGUCACCCAUCAGUCAAUACGGCCAGCAUCCCUUAGACAAUCACAGCCGGGAUAAAAACUUUGAUGAACCCGAUUCUAUAAAUCCCGUCUCUACGGGCUACACCCCUCCUCGGGAGGGGCCUGCGGCCAGUUAUGCUUGCCUGCAGCCAGUGGUUUCUCAGACUCGCAUGAGCGACACUCCGUAUUCGCUUCCAUACAGUCAAAAUGACAGUUAUGGCUAUGAAGUGGAUCCCAUGCAUUAUUACAGCAAUCCCAUGUAUACUCAGCCUUCUCAGCACCAACCAGUAUCCUCCCCAAUUCACAUGCCUCCCCCCAACUCAGAGGCCGUGGUGGCUCCCUUACCGUCUACUGCAUCCAUCCCUUCUAAUUCUUUUAAUCCAUGCAUCUAUUUAUGUAACAGAGAGUUGUGGAUCAAGUUCCAUCAGCAUACCACCGAAAUGAUCAUCACCAAGCAAGGAAGGAGGAUGUUUCCCACGCUACAAUUCAGUCUGAAUGGCCUGGACCCUCACAAACAGUAUAACGUUUUUGUGGACAUGAUUCUGGCGGAUCCCCAUCACUGGAAAUUUCAAAAUGGCAAGUGGGUGCCGUGCGGACAAGCCGAGCAGCUGUCACAAAACGGACGCGUUUAUCUUCAUCCUGAUUCCCCAAGUUCCGGAGCCCAUUGGAUGAAACAAGAUAUUGUUUUCGGGAAAUUGAAAUUGACCAAUAACAGAGCAGUGGAUCAGGGGCAGGUCAGCCAGAUUAUUUUGAAUUCCAUGCAUAAGUAUCAACCGAGAAUCCAUGUUAUAGAGGUAGGGUCACAUGGCCCAAACGAGCAGAAGAGCUUGCAGACACAUGCGUUUCCAGAAACUCAAUUUAUUGCCGUCACUGCUUACCAAAAUACCGAUAUUACACAGCUGAAAAUUGAUCACAAUCCUUUCGCAAAAGGUUUCCGUGACAACUACGAAGGGCGCCACAUUGACAAUACAAACCAUUCGCAUCAAAACUACCUGACGUACCCCCAACAAGGUUUGUUUCCAGCCAAUGUAGCUUUCACUGGAACGGCACCUGUGGCACGGGCUGUUACGUAUCCGCCUCAAAUCGCUACACAAUACCAACCCAACUCGAUCCAGGAAAACAUCAUUCCCAGCAUCCAUGACGUUUCCGGUAUGGGGGAAAUUAAACAAAUAGAAGAAGGUUGCUAUACUAACAACUAUAACUUCGGAACACAUAUGAUGAUGUCAGAUGCGAUAACUGUGCAAGGAGAACAGGUCAAAUGCGUCAUCAAAAAGGAAUUAAAUAGUUCCGAAUGUGGUCAACCUGCCUCUGUGACAUGUGAAAAUGACUUGAAAAGGGCUUUGGAACAGGUGUUUGAAUAUUCACAGGACAAUGACACUGAUAGUGAACAGCCCACAAAGAGAGCAAGAAUAUCUGAGAAUAAGUCCCUCUCACCAGACUCAAAGCUUUGUAAUCAAGACGAGACAGAGCAAGAAAACGAACAAAACAGGCCGGAAAUAGGCGAGGACUACCCCAAUGGGGACCUUUAUCUCAGUAACAAUAAGAAACAGGUGUUAGACCAUUCAGUAUUCCAGGGAAGUUUCCAGGGACAGCCAGCCUCAGUGUAUUAAUUCGUCUACCGUUACACCAUCCUUUGUUAUUGACGGUAUAUAAAUCCUU